GCUUAUUCGAAGAACGUCACCGCUCUGGUCGGGAAGACCGCGCAGCUCAAUUGCAGGGUUCACGAUCUAGGAAAUAGAACAGUAUCAUGGAUCCGGCAUCGGGACAUACACCUCCUAACUUCAGGCAGGAUGACAUAUACCUCAGAUCAGAGGUUCAUAAGCGUCCACAAUCCUCAUACUGAGGAUUGGAUAUUGAAAAUAAGGUUUCCCCAGCGCCGGGAUUCCGGCAUCUACGAGUGCCAAGUAGGCACCACGCCGCCCAUAGGACACCGAAUGUAUCUAUCGGUCGUCGAACCUCUGACCACGAUUCUCGGAGGGCCGGAGCUGUUCAUCAACACGGGUAGCACCAUCAACCUCACCUGCGUCGUGCAGCAUUCGCCAGAACCUCCUCCCACUAUACGUUGGACUCAUAACGAUGAGGAAAUAAAUUACGAUUCGCCACGUGGUGGCGUAUCAGUGAUCACGGAGAAAGGGGAGACGACUACUUCCCAUCUCUUGGUUCAGAAGGCUCGAGGGCCUGACUCUGGAAGGUAUACUUGUGCACCAGCCAACGCUAAUCCAAGAUCAGUGUUGGUGCAUGUACUCAGUGGUGAGCAUCCAGCAGCGAUGCAACAUGGUGGUCAGCUACGUCUUCAGUAUCCGCUGUCAGCCGCUUUACUCAGCGUUAUCGUUACCCUGAUGGGCUGCUAGUAUAGUGUCAGAAACAUAAUUGAAUUUAAUUGUUUAUAAAUAUAAUGAAAAGUAAAUUAAAACGUAUACACCUCCCAUCAGAUUAAUACAAAAAGUAAAAUAUCCACAUUCGAUUUAGGACUUUUCUACCAACAGUUUAAGACUCAAACUUGUCGACGUGCGAUCGACAGUACAAUCACAACUUCAUUUAAAUACUCACAAUGAAAAUCUAAAUUUUGGGCGCAUUCUGUUGUAUAAGUAAUUGAUUAAAUAUUAUAUUUACAUGGUGUAAAAUAAUAUAACUUAUUUGUAAUUUUUAUAGACCACUAUCCACUUGUUGGUGCACUUUGGUUUUUCUAUUUAUAUUUGAGCAUUUAUUUCCAUUAUUUCCCAAUGAAGCCAAGUGGAAAUAAGUCUACUGUAAAAUAUUACAAUACAUAUAUUUACAU
Molecule: messenger RNA, 1118 nt
Organism: Diatraea saccharalis (sugarcane borer)
Lineage: Eukaryota; Metazoa; Arthropoda; Insecta; Lepidoptera; Crambidae
Source: the annotation of a GenBank genome assembly